AUGUACUUGAUGGUGCACUACGCCGCGCAGGCCAUGGGGUCGUCGUCGUCGGGCGGCGACGAAGGCAGUGUUGAAGACGCCGAGAGGGCCCGUGGGAAGCGCGUGGCGCUGGCCAUGGCGCUGGUCCUCUACGGCCUCGCAUGCGCUGAGGUCUGGAACUUCGCCGCGAGCCGGGAGAUCGCCGUGGCCGCGCUCGCGAGCUGGUGCGGCGCGGCUGUGAUGCUGCUGGUUUACUUGGUUGUGGCAAGGGCAAGUUGCGCUGGCGGAUGCUACAGUGCUCUUGCUACUGACGUGCCGUAG
Messenger RNA from Miscanthus lutarioriparius, 300 nucleotides. The record is from the annotation of a GenBank genome assembly. Lineage: Eukaryota; Viridiplantae; Streptophyta; Magnoliopsida; Poales; Poaceae.